AUGAGUGAUAUUUUAAGUAUUAUUUGUGCCGCCGAAGCAGCCGGUGAACUAGACGGUUCUACUCCACAAACUCCUACAACAUCAAGGAAAUAUUGGGUACAUCCACUUAACCAAAAAAGAGAUGAAGAGGAUUUGUUUGGAAACUUUUAUAAUUCAAUUCGGAAAUAUCCCAAGAAAUUUUUUGAAUAUUACCGAAUGUCGAUAGCUUCUUUUGAUGAGUUAUUGGAAACUAUGCGUCCUCACUUAACAAAACAGCAUACUAACAUGAGGAAUCCUAUAUGCGUUGAGCAAAGACUUACAAUUACUAUAAGGUAA
This is a messenger RNA of Rhopalosiphum padi (bird cherry-oat aphid), 315 nucleotides long. RefSeq lists its product as uncharacterized. The transcript has a single exon. The record is from RefSeq and is a predicted model, not a curated record. Lineage: Eukaryota; Metazoa; Arthropoda; Insecta; Hemiptera; Aphididae. The coding region runs from base 1 to 315 and encodes 104 amino acids.